This is a messenger RNA of Penicillium longicatenatum, 1191 nucleotides long. RefSeq lists its product as uncharacterized. Bases 1 to 1191 code for a protein of 396 amino acids. Gene Ontology annotation, molecular function: O-methyltransferase activity. The transcript is spliced from 5 exons. The record is from RefSeq and is a predicted model, not a curated record. NCBI's taxonomy places the organism in Eukaryota, Fungi, Ascomycota, Eurotiomycetes, Eurotiales, Aspergillaceae.
AUGACUCAGCAGAAGACAACAAUUGCGACGCAAAUUACUGCCUUGACCAGGAGUGUUCAGGCUCAAUGUCUCGAUGAAACAACACGCUUGGAGGCACUGAGCGCCGCUCGGGCCUUGUUAGCCACCCUAGAGUCGCCAGUUGAGAGGAUCAUUCAGGAUGUCGUGAUGAAUCCGCCAAUUUUGAUGGCCCUUCGCAUGGGUGCUCAGCUUGGCAUUUUCACACAGAUUAGCCAAAAACCAGAACAAGGCGUCUCUCUCACAAAGAUUUCAGAGGAUACCGGAGCGAGUCCCAUCCUCGUAGACCAGAUUACUCGACUACUCGCUACAACAGGAUACCUUGAGCAAGAUGGAGUGCAAACCUUCAAACCGUCAACCCUGACUAUGGCCAUGGCGGACUCAAGUAUGGAGGCAACUACUCGUGCCUGCUUUGAAAUUGGCAAUCUCUGCGCAUCAAGAGCGCCUGAAUUCUUCCGCAGAAACAACAAUCAAUUCCCUAACUCCGCCAAAGACUCACCUUUCCAGCUAGCAUUUAACACUGAUCUGAGUUAUUUCGAAUGGUUAGGCCAAAAUCCUGGUCUGGCAAAGGAUUUCCAACAGUGGAUGGCGAUGAAGCAGAAAGCAACGCUGAAUUGGGUAGAUUGGUUCGAUAUUCAGCAACAUAUCAUUGAUGGAUUCGAAGAAAAGCCUCAGGGAAGCGUACUUCUGGUAGACGUCGGUGGUGGUGAAGGACAUUACUCGUGGCAGUUCAGACACAAGUUUUCUAGGGCAUCUGGCCGUGUCAUUCUGCAAGACCUUCCACAUGUGAUCGCGAGCAUUGAGAAUCCACCGAGUGGGGUGGAACUGACCUCUCAUGACUUUUUCACCCCGCAACCUUUGAAGGGGGCCCGGGCAUAUUUUAUGCACUGGAUUCUACACGACUGGUCUGAUGAACAUAGUCGUGCUAUUCUUGCUCCUAUUGUUGAUGCCAUGGAGCCCGGAUAUUCUCGCCUGGUUAUCCAUGAAACCAUUCUCCCUAAUUUUAAUUGUGAUCUACCGUCUGCUUGCAUGAGCAUUAUGAUGAUGGUACAGGUUGCAGCUUUUGAGCGCUCCGAAAAGCAGUGGCGUGACCUGCUUGCCUCUGUUGGCUUGAUCAACACAAGUUUCUACCAACCUCCUGGAAGUGGCGAGGGUAUUAUUGUAGCCAUUAAAUGA